UGGAUUUAUCAGAAAGCAUGAGAAAGUUCAGGACGGAAAUCAACUUGGAGAAAUACGAUCCAUUUCAAGUCUCUUUGUUGAAAGAGGAUUGUAUAUUGGUUGAUAGGGAAGAUAAGAGAAUAGGCAAGGCUUCGAAAAAAAACUGCCAUUUGAGAAGUGAUGUAGAUGAUGGAAUUCUGCACCGCGCAUUUAGUGUAUUUUUAUUUGAUGAACAAGGAAGGUUGUUGUUGCAACAACGUUCGAAAUCCAAAAUAACCUUUCCGUUAUUUUGGACUAACAGCUGUUGUUCACAUCCACUUGCAAAUCCCAUGGAAAUAGAAGAAGAGGAUCAAAUAGGAAUUCGUCGCGCGGCUCAGCGCAAGUUGAAUCAGGAGUUAGGCAUCAAUCCUGAUGAGUUAGAUUUAAAUUCUUUUCACUAUCUUACGCGAAUUCAUUAUUCGGCUUCUUCGGAUUUGAACUGGGGGGAAAACGAAGUGGACUACAUUUUGUUUUUGAAAAAAAAAGUCAAUAUAGUGAUCAAUCCUCUGGAAGUCAAUGACGUACUCUACGUUUCGCAACAAGAACUCAGAGAUUUCAUCGAGUAUUCUAAGACGAAUAGUCUUGUCAAAAUCACACCGUGGUUUUUGCUAAUCGUCGAAAACUAUAUUUGGAAAUGGUGGGACGCAUUGCUAGACGGAGUCCUGGACAGAUAUCGAGAUGACAUCAUACACCACUACACAUAAUGUAUAUAUAGACCAGCUCGCCCAUACGUGAAGGCCCACAUGGUAUGCGUCCUUCAAUAUUGACUGACUGGCCGUAGCCAUAUUGAGUGGCGAUGGUCUUCGGUAGUCACAGAAUGGGUUGUGCUAAAUGUUUGGUGCUGCCGAACGACGUCCGGAUAUUUCAUUGUGUUGUUCGACAAAAAAGUGUGUUACGAAUAGCCUCUGCCGUUGGUCGUCGUACAUAGGUCCAUUUUUUAGAUGCACAUAACCGUAGCUGAAUCCGAGAAGGCCAAAGUGACAUGCUUCCAAGUUAUUUGAAAGAUCGACCAAAGAAAAUGAAGUGUG
Messenger RNA from Schistocerca gregaria, 1046 nucleotides. Its product is annotated as isopentenyl-diphosphate Delta-isomerase 1-like. Gene Ontology annotation, biological process: isopentenyl diphosphate biosynthetic process; isoprenoid biosynthetic process. The record is from RefSeq and is a predicted model, not a curated record. Gene Ontology annotation, molecular function: isopentenyl-diphosphate delta-isomerase activity. Bases 18 to 722 code for a protein of 234 amino acids. The transcript is spliced from 4 exons. NCBI's taxonomy places the organism in Eukaryota, Metazoa, Arthropoda, Insecta, Orthoptera, Acrididae. Gene Ontology annotation, cellular component: cytoplasm.